UUUGUUGCCUUUUCCAUAUUGCUGUGACUUUUCGACCACCGGACAAUCACACUCCUCUUCGCCGCUACCGCCUUCAUACCCAUACCAUAAACGCCCGUCGCAUCUCGAACCUCGCCCAUCAGCUGCAGCACCGCCGACUGUCCCCCCCGUCGGGCCCCUCAACACCGCGCGUCGAAGAAACGCAAUACACAAUACACAAACAAUGCGCUUCCAAGUCUUGACGGCGCUGGCCACUCUGGCAGCCACCGCCUUCGCCGAUGUCGAAUUCACAUCUCCUGCUGCCGGCGUUCAGAUCCCUGGAGGCACUGCCAUGACAAUCACCUGGACUGACGACGGAACAUCGCCCACAAUCGAUCAAUUCAGCGCCUACACCUUGAACCUCAUGGCCGGUGGUGCCACGUCUGCCUCUGUCGCAGUUGCUGCCACCAUCAAAACAAACGUCGCCUAUGUAGGCACUACAGGCACCAUCACCUUCACCGUUCCGCUCACCGCUGGUAAAACCUCGACUAACGGAUACUUCUUGCAAAUGGUUUCGGUCGGCGUCGACGGCGGCCAGGACAUCGUCUACAGCAAGCGUUUCGGUCUCACAGGUAUGACUGGCACUUUCAGCGCUGCUCAGAUUGCAGGCAUCACAGCCGUCGGUUCCAGUACUGCCGCCGGUCUUCCCGCUGCCCACAACUUGGCUGCUGCUGCUGCCACUGGCGCCGCCGCCAUCGGUGGAGAGAUGUACACCGUACCCUACCACCUCCAGACCGGCCUCAUCAAGUACGCUCCCAUUCAACCCAUGCCCGGAACAAAGAUCACCGCAAAGACCCCUUCCAUGAUGAACCCGAGCACGAGUUUCACCAUCUUCAAGACAUAUGCGCCACCAGCUACCAUCACCUACACCGCAACUGAGUCUCAGACUUUCACUGCCUCGAGUAGAGAGAACCCCGCAUCUGCUGCUACUCAGCCCACCGCUGCCGAUAUGAAGAAAUACCUCAAUCGCUGGAAGGAUUAGAUCUCUGGGACUAUUCCCGAAUAUUAUGCUUCAUGGGCGUUUUGUGUGUUUUCUGGAGUCUUAUUACAAGUAAUGGCACUACCCACGGACGGCGUUCUCAGACCUUUGUAUUUUGGUUUUUGGUGCGAGGAGAUGGUAUAGCAUUGAUGC
This is a messenger RNA of Aureobasidium pullulans EXF-150, 1150 nucleotides long. RefSeq lists its product as uncharacterized. The record is from RefSeq and is a predicted model, not a curated record. The transcript has 4 exons. The coding region runs from base 203 to 1000 and encodes 265 amino acids. NCBI's taxonomy places the organism in Eukaryota, Fungi, Ascomycota, Dothideomycetes, Dothideales, Saccotheciaceae. Gene Ontology annotation, biological process: (1->6)-beta-D-glucan biosynthetic process; fungal-type cell wall organization; cell wall biogenesis. Gene Ontology annotation, cellular component: extracellular region.